Molecule: messenger RNA, 1327 nt
Organism: Octodon degus (degu)
Lineage: Eukaryota; Metazoa; Chordata; Mammalia; Rodentia; Octodontidae
Product: carcinoembryonic antigen-related cell adhesion molecule 1-like
Exons: 5
Coding region: 86-1327 (413 amino acids)
Biological process (GO): signal transduction; regulation of immune system process
Cellular component (GO): plasma membrane; cell surface
Molecular function (GO): protein tyrosine kinase binding
Source: RefSeq, a predicted model, not a curated record
ACAGCAGAGCUGAGCAGCCCUGCAGGGCAGCCUUUCUGAAGCAGCAGCUCUUCAGGGAGGGAGGACAGAGCGGGCAGCAGAGACUAUGGAGCCCUGCUCAGCCACUUCCCACAGAGGCCUUGUUCCCUGGCAGGGCCUCCUGCUUGCAGUCUCACUUUUAACCUCCUGGACCCCACCGACCGCUGCUCAGGUUACCAUUGAAUCUGUGCCUUUCUAUGCUGCUGAAGGGGGAGAUGUUCUUCUACUUGCCAAGAAUUUGCCAGAGAACAGUAGAGUCUAUAAGUGGUUUAAAGGUGACAGGUCUGAGUCCACCAAAGAGAUUGCAGCAUAUGUGGUAGAAACUAGCACUGCCACUCACGGUCCUGCAUACAGCAACCGAGAGACAAUAUACCACAACGGAUCCCUGCUGUUCAAGAACCUCACCCUGCAGGACUCAGGAGUCUACACCCUACACAUCAUUAAGGAGGAUUAUCUGAGUGUUGAAGCUUUUGGACAAUUCCGGGUACUCCUGGUGUUACCCAAACCCAACAUCACAAGCAACAACUCCAGCCCUGUGGAGGGUGAGGAACCUGUAGUAUUAACAUGUGAACCUGAGACUCAGAACACAACCUACCUGUGGUGGAUAAACGGUCAGAGCCUUCAAGACAGUGAUAGGCUGAAACUGUCUAAUGACAGUAGGAUUCUCACUUUAUUCAGUGUCACAAGGAAUGACACAGGACCCUAUGAGUGUGAAAACCGGAACUUAGUGAGUGGCAGCCGAAGUGAUCCAUUCACCCUGAAUAUUUACUAUGGCCCGGAUGACCCUAUCAUACUGCCCCCAGAGACCUAUUUCCCUCUAGGGACAACCCUCAACCUCUCCUGCCAUGCGGCCUCUAACCCAGCUGCACAGUAUUACUGGCUUUUCAAUGGGAGCUUCCUGCAGUCCACGCAGGAGCUUCACAUCCCUGACAUCUCUGAGAAUAAUAUUGGAUAUUACACCUGCCUCGCUAAUAACUCUGCCACUGGCCUCAGCAGGAGCACAGUGAAGACUGUUAUAGUAGCUGAGGUGGUGAAGCAACCCAUCAUCGAAGCCAGCAACACCACAGUGGAAGAAGGGGGCUCUGUGGUCCUGACCUGUCUCUCAAAUGACACUGGAAUCUCCAUCCAGUGGUUCUUCAAUGACCAGCAACUGCAGCUCACAGAGAGCAUGAAGGUGUCCCAGAGCAGCAGCAUCCUCACCAUUGACCCUGUCAAGAGACAAGAUGCUGGGGAGUAUCAGUGUGAGGUCUCCAACGCAGUCAGUUCCAGCAGGAGUCACCCCCUCAGGCUGGAGGUGAUCUGUGAGUGA